GCUGCCGAAAUCGAAAGUGGUGUGUUUUGGGCGCCGCGCCGAGAUUGAUUCACCUUCACCUGUGCGAGUCCUAGUUGACCCAGGUGGGAAACCAGACAGGCAGUAAAACAUGAACGGAAGAGUGGAUUAUUUGGUCACCGAGGAAGAGAUUAAUCUUACCAGAGGACCCUCAGGGCUGGGCUUCAACAUCAUCGGUGGGACAGACCAGCAGGAAGUCUCCAACGACAGUGGCAUCUACGUCAGUCGCAUCAAAGAGAACGGGGCUGCGGCCCUGGACGGGCGGCUCCAGGAGGGAGAUAAGAUCCUCUCGGUGAAUGGCCAAGACCUAAAGAACCUGCUGCACCAGGAUGCUGUCGACCUCUUUCGUAACGCAGGCUAUGCUGUGUCCCUCAGAGUGCAACACAGGUUACAGGUGCAGAACGGGCCUAUAGGACAUCGAGGUGAAGGGGAGCCGAGUGGUGUUCCCAUCGCCAUGGUGCUGGUGCCAGUGUUUGCCCUCACUAUGGUAGUAGCCUGGGCCUUCAUGCGAUACCGGCAACAGCUUUGAAAAGCUUGCUUUCUUCCCGUGCUCCUGGUGAAGACACAUUUUUUUCCUUCUCUCACCCUCCUCCCCUGCCGCUCUUCCGUGUCUUUCCCUCUCUCUACACAAGCCAACACAUGAUUUCAAGAGACUCCUUCCCAACCAGACCUUGCUGUUCUAAAUCUCCAAGUUCUCGUAUUCUAAUGGGAGAGUAAAGGCAUUGUUUGAAGGAAAGCUGAAGAAAAGACUUGCUUAGAACAAAUGAGCAGUUACGUAUUUUACUAGAACUGCCAAUAAAAGUUCAGCUACAACCCAAAGAGGGAAAGGUCCAGUCUUCCCAUCACCACGGUGAUACCGGUUUUCUUAGCUGGCAUGCCUCAAAGGCCAGCUAUGUGAUCUAAGAGGAAGAGAGGAUUUUUCUUUUUAAUGAUCUUCCUUGAGAAGUUUUUGUGGCCUUUAUUUACUUUCUAACUACAUACUUGGGUGCCUAUAUCAAACAAAAGAUAAUGAGGCGAGCAUUUUUACUUCUUUUAAAAACAUACACACAUAUGCAUAUGCGAUAGUAUAAUAGUAAUGCCUUGUGGAGAAUUAAACAUGUAGAAAGCUACUCUGGUUUCUAGGUUUCUGUAAGGCAUGAUGUAAGGUAUUCUCUUAAUUGAAGCAUUUGAUAUAUAGUGGGAAUGAGAGAGAGUGAGCCUUACAGGAUACCCAAUCUGAGUUAUUAUUAAAAAAACACACAAAAAAACAGCUAAUUUAAAAUCUAAGAAAUCUUAUUCUCAUAAUAGCUAAGGUGAAGUUGAGGUAAAAUGCCAUAAUCCAGCUUUGCACAAGUCAAUCUGUUCAAAAACGUUUGAGAUUUAAAGAUAAAUAAAUCUUACCCUAGUGACUUUUUUGCUACCUCACAGUCCUGUGAAAGGAUCAGCUGGAAUGAUUAUGGUCAAGACUGUAGUGAUGGGGCCAAACCAACCCAAUGUAAAAACUCUAAAAUGAAAAAAGUCUGUGCCUCCGAGGUGGCACCUGGACCCUCUCAGACUGUCUACCGGCCUUCUCGGUUUCUAGUAACAGGCAAAAUCCAGGAGAAGGAACUGCUUGCUCCCUGGCAGGAAGGGCAUGAAAUCAGCCUUGCUUCUGAUUCAGUGAAGUUUAGAGGGUUUGGAUUGCUAGUGUUUUUAAAAAGCCUCUACACAGUGGUUAUGGCUUUUAAUGAACCAUUUUGUGGGAAAAGGGGGGAAAAAGUUUUGUUUGUUUUAGGGGGUAGGGGAGUUUGGUGGGUGUUUCAUAGGGAAACCUUGAGAGAAGGAUAUAGAUGAAUGGAUGCUAGGAAAUACUAAGGUUAUUAAUGAGAUGGGAAUUUAAAGUUAGCUUUAAAGUACUAAUGAGGGCUGAACCAAAGCUAAUUUUCUGGCUUGAAGAAAAUCAUUAAAAAAAAAAAUUCCAUCCUACAAACACAGUGGCAAGACUAUAGGCCUUAUAUAAUCUUGACAGCCAGAAUAUAAAGACUUAACCUCAGGCAAUGAAUUUUUAGCAUGGAUGAUCUAGUAAGUAUAUUUUACAAAUGUUGAUUGUUCAUCAGCUUUGUUAAGACACUUUUGCAACGAAGUAAACUACAUAUAGCCUCCACCCUAAAGCGUUUUUUGGUUCCAGUUGGGAUGAGAAAACUUACACAUAUGAAAAUGAAAUUAGCUGUAUAAUCAGGGCCGUGUAAGCUGGUGUCAUUUAUAUUGCAUACAGCAAAAGGGAACAGUUACUGAGAAUUGAGGCACUUGAGAAAGCUCCGUGGAGGAAGGGGACAAGUUGAGGACCCUAGAGCUCACAGUCUAGUUAGAAUUCAUGAAUAGAUAAAAAGUUAAAAGCAUAUCAUCAGGUUAAGUAAAAGUUGAAAACAAUAAAAUAAAUGGUACUAUUCAGAACACGACGCAGCAACAAAGAUGUGUAAACUACCGUCACUGUUUUAGGAAUUCAGAAAAAGAAAGCUGUCACAUAAUGCCAUGAGGCCAGAGUGGGAAGGGAAGGCUUUUAAAAAUACAAAUCCCAGAAAGACCUUGCCCUCUUGGUCAACCAUUCAUAUAGGGAGAAACUUGCUUUAAAUAAUCCUGAUGUGAUUUAUGCGUUUAGACCUGAACUGUUCAGUACCUUUGAGAUUCACUCAGACGAUUGCACUUGUAGGUUCCGCAGAGAAACACUGACAGUAUUCUGGUUCCCACCUCAACCCGCCCCACUGUGGAGGCACAGCCUCUGGUGCCCUUCCUGUAUCUGGAGGUCUGCGGCAGCUUCUCAGUGGGCCUGCUUGCUCCCAGGAUUCAUCUCAGGGUCUACACAUUACCCUCUGAGAGGACCCGAGACAUACAGAAUGAAGCAAAAGGGCAAGCAGGAAGGAAAGCUAUUUAGUUUUUUAUUUGUUGAUAUAUGUACGUAAAGAGAACACCUAUCCCAUUAUUGGUGGAAGUUUUGAUUUGGUUAGUAAUAGGGAUUCUAAUGCACUUUAAUAAUUUAGGGUUUCUCUGGAAUUAAAUAGCAUUUAAAGAUCAACAUAUUAAAGUUUUAGGCAGAUACGCUAUUUCUCAUUCUCUAGAAGACUCAUCAUAGAGAAGAUAUUGGAGUCCUUUGUAGGUCAUUAAAAACAUUCAUGCUCUUUAUAAAUUCAAUCUAAUAUUCCUGUCACUUUAUAGAUUGUAUCAUAUUCCUACCACCUAAAUUACUGUGUUCAAAAUUUUAAAAAGUGAAUGAAAGUAUUUUAAGACCAUAUACUUAAAACACUUCUCUAUGUCAUUAUUAUACAUAUAAACCUAAUAAGACAUUGCUUCAAUCAUCUGUAUUUCCUUCUGCCAAGUUUUAAUCUGUGCUAUUGAUUUAGCUUAAUCACAUGAUCUAGCCAUGUAUAAUGGAAAAAGGAAAUUAAUGUUUGUUACUGCAUUCUGUGCCAGGUACUGUACUAAACCCUGAUUGUUAACACUGUUUGUGCCUCACAACUGCGAUCUAAGUAUUGUUAUAAAGACACUAAAGAAAAGAUAAUAAAAUUACUUUCCUAAGGUUACAUCAAUGGUAAUAAUAGAAUCAGGAUUUAAACUUGACUUUAGGUGCCACCAUCAAUGACACUUCCUCACUGGCAGUGUCUGUCAAAGUGAGGUCUCUGGACAAAAAGCAGCAUUACCUGAGGACUUGCUAGAAAAGCAAAUUUUUGGACUUCACCCCAGACCUGUAUCAAAAUCGGGAGGGCACCCACCAAUCUGUGUUUUAAUAAGCCCUCCAGGUGACUGAUUCAGCUAACAUUUGAGAAUCCUGCUCUAUGCCAGUAAUUUUCCCCUUUUCCUCAGGUUGGAAUUACCUGGAGAGCUUAUACAAAUUCUGAUGCCCGAGCUGCACCUAGAUCAAUGCAAUACAAUCUCGGGGGUUUGGGACUCAGGCACCAAUAAAAUAAAUCUUAUCAAGUGAUUUCAGUGUGCAGUGUCGGUAAAAUAUGCUGUAUGGCAUUUAAACCUAGAUACUAUUUAAGUUACAUACAGACACUGCUCCAGCCAAAAAUGAGAAUUUCUCUAGGGCCUUUUUAGAGCCCAGCUCUCCAUGAGCUCUCUCUCCCAAGUAUAGGUGUGGAAUAGGAAGUGGAACAUUCUUUGGCUCCUGAUUUGCUAAGGACUGACCAACCUCCAGCAAAAUGUAUUAGCAAGUGUGUCAGGUGGUGCAUCUGUUAGAACCAAAUUGUAGAACAUUGGAGUCAAAGGGAACCGGAAAGAUUUUAGGAUGAAUGUGUCCUAGAGAUGAGAAAAUCAAGGCUCAGAGAAGUGAGCUAAUAAUCCAGAGCAAAGACAGUUUGUUGGAAAGGUGCUCUUUCUGUCUUGAAUGUAUCCACUACAUGACCAUAUGCAAAACUAUCCUUUUUAUCGUAGUGCACUUUCACCUUCUCAUUUUGGACCUUAAAUAAAGACCAGAAGAACUGAUUGACAGCUUAAGGGUAUUGCAAGCAUCAUGCAAAAUUGGGAGAUGCCACUGAGAAAGACCUAUUUUCCAAGUUCAAUUAAGGGAGCUCUUCUGAGACUAAUUCCGAUAGUUCUAAACUAGAGAAGUAUUUUUUUUUAUGUUGGACAUUGUUUUCCUUGUGUAAAUAAGCAACUUAAGAUGUAUUUAAAGAAAUGAAACAACAUAAGGAAUAUUAAGCUGUCAAGUAAGUAGGGGAGUGGAGUUUAUGUAAUUUCGUGUGGAGCCAAUAAAGAUUUUUUUCUACUCAACUUUAGUUGAAACUUAUCUUUGGACAGGUGAGGGUUUUUUCUUCAACAAAUGAGUGCGCAUUAUGUGCUAGGUGCUGAGGAUACAAAAGAUAUAGUCACUCUAAACUGAAAUAGCUCAUUAUCAGAAGGUGGUGGAGUAUUUGUUCGUAAUCUUGAUGUUCAAGUAUUUUUCUAGCAUCACCUAGAAGCAGAAGGUUGAGUUAUGAAGCUCUCUACCUCUCACCUAUAAUAGGUUGAGAGUUGGUUCCUGUCUUGGGGUAAGUCCCUUUGCUGUUUCUCUUUUAUCUGCAAAUCUGAGACCAGCACUCACAUUCCAAAGGGUAAUUGUGAUCCAAAGGAAGACAGUAUUAAGGACUUAUGUUCUAGUAGGAACCAGGUUCUUAACUGCCCUGACUCACCUAUGUUGAUAUUCGUAUGUGUAGACUACAAAACACUUGAUCUGCUUACCUGAUGCACUUGAUGAUACUGUAAUAACAUACACUACAAGAAAGUACUGCAGUGUCUAAGCAAUCAAGUUACAGCAAACACUAUGUCUUGUUUCUAAAUGUUUUCCUUACUGUUCGUGUUCUUUUAGCAUGGGGAAGAGGGAAAAAGGGAGGGUCGAAGUAUGUUUUCAAAUGCAAGUCAAUCAUUAAUGAACAGAGUCACUUACAAAAGAACUUUGUAUUGACUGUAACCAUUGAAUGUGUUGAUCAAUCACAGGAAAUGAAAUGAUCCUUAGUUUGCAGAUUUGCAAGUGGAAUUAUAGAACUGGAUUCCAUUUUAAUUCUAUAUAAUUCUGAUUUGAAUAUGAAUUUCUUAUUACUGAAUAUAUGUGUAUUUUACCCCCAGGCCAUGUUAAUUCUUAUAAAAUUAUUUUCUUUAUGAACCUUACUUUAUUUUGCUUCCUUUCUACUUUGAUCCUAACAUUGUGUGCCUGGAUCUAAACAGCAAUCGAUUUCUCAGAUCAAAUAGAUGCUCUAUAGCAACUUGGAAGACACAUGGGCAUAAAACCGUAUUAUCACUACAGAUUAAAUUUGUUAAUGAUGCCAUGAAAAUAGGUGAUAAUUUCCUAAACUUUGCUAUUUGAUACCAGAUACAGCAAAUGAGGUAAUAGUGUGUCUAACUGCCUAGCCCAGUAUUGACAUUCAAUAAAAACCUGUUGCAUUUGUCAA
Molecule: messenger RNA, 5897 nt
Organism: Hipposideros armiger (great roundleaf bat)
Lineage: Eukaryota; Metazoa; Chordata; Mammalia; Chiroptera; Hipposideridae
Gene: SYNJ2BP
Product: synaptojanin 2 binding protein
Exons: 4
Coding region: 110-547 (145 amino acids)
Biological process (GO): receptor localization to synapse; embryo development; cell-cell adhesion
Cellular component (GO): cell junction; basolateral plasma membrane
Molecular function (GO): protein kinase binding
Source: RefSeq, a predicted model, not a curated record